AUGACAACACAACGAGAAUUAGAACAUAAUCUAGCAUCAAUUAGAAAUAAUAUUCCCAACAAUUAUGAUGGUCGAACAGAACUUUAUCACCAAAACCAAGUAGCGAUUGAUAAUUUAAUCACCGAAUUAGACAUACGGUUAAAACUUGAUGAUAAUAAUUUAGGAGCUGAUAAACAUAGAGAGUUAAUUGUCCGACUGCUAAUGAACCAAGCCCAAGGUCCAGUCCAAUAUGUUCCGCAAGAAUUUUCCAUUGACGGAGUUGGUUCCCAACCAAUUAAAGAGGUAAUUGAUUAUUUAAAAAGUUUAAGUUUAAUAUCUCCCAAGAUUGUCCAAGGGGGAACUAAUUCUUUAAUUGUCAAUAAAGCCGAUUUAGAGCAAGCUCAGCAAGAAAUAACCAGAUUAAAAGCGACUUUGAAGGAACUUAAUGCUUGGAAAGAAGAUGAAAACAUUGUUAAUCAACAGGUAGUUGAUUUUUAUUUAACUAUCGCUAGCAACACCCAACAAUUAGAAACUGCCCUCCCUGACCUCUUUGACCAAGAAGGCAAAGUAAUUUCUGCUAAUCUAAACAAAUAUCAGAAAAAUCAAGAAUUAAUCGAGUUAGCCCAAAUGGUCGCUCAACUUUUAAUGCGUAGUGAAUUACACGGAAAAAUUAUUCAAGCCCUUGAUAUUCAAAGAGAAGGAAGAAUGAUUUUAGAUGAGAAUGGUGUUGUAACUGGACAGGAAGCGAUUGUUUUUAAUAAAUAUGCUAGUCAAUUAGUUAGAAAAGAUGCGGUUGAUACCUUAAAUACUACCGCCAAAAAAUAUAACGAUCUAGUAAAUUAUCAAGCGACCGCUACCAGAAUUGGAGGAGCUACUGACAACUCUGCUAUUCUAACUGCUGAUAACAAAGAAAUCGACCAAGCCAAAUUAACUGCCGUAAUUAAUGAUAGUCAAGAAUUAGUCAAAAUUAAUCAACAGGUCAUUAAUGUUCUUAAAGAUGAGAUACCAGGUCUUUUGGUUCAGAAAAAUAACCAAACUGAGAUUGAUAAGGACUUAUUGGCUAAUUUGGCUAAAUUAAAUGCUGGUGGUUCUAAUCCAGCCGACCAAACCAAAAUUACUAAUUACGAAAAGAUAUUGAAAGAGCAAAUUGGUUAUGACCCAGCUGACCCGAACUUUACUACUAACUUAACUGGUAAACUAAAUGGUAAAAAGUUGUCGGAUAUUACCAGUAAUUUAGACCAAGUAAUAAAAGAUGCCAAACAACUUCCGGCUUGGAAAAAAAGUGAAAAUGAUUUGCUAAAUCAUUUAGGAUAUACCAAAACCGCUAAUGAUGAUAAAAAGUUGGGAACUGAAAAAGUGUUCUUUACAGAUUUUAAAGCUAGUCAUUUAGGUAAUACUAACUUUGCUGACCCCCAAUUAUAUGAUGCUACGACGGGUCAGGUUUUAAGAAAUCUGACCGAUUUGGUUCAGGAAAGCAAAGAAUUAACCACCCUCCAAACUAAUUAUAAAAUAUUGGAUGACAAACUAACUAAAAUCAAUGCUGAUUUAGGUAUUUUAGAUGGCAAUGAUAACUUAACUAAUAAACUUAGAAUUAAUGGUUCAUAUAAGGAUUUAAAAACAGCUAGCGUAGUAGAUAAGAAAAAAUUAGAUACUGCCGACCUUGAAUUAACUAGACUAAGUGGGGAAAUUCACAAGAUAGAAACUAACUUAACUGGUUUAAUAAAUACUUCUAUGAUUGAUGGUAAAAAAGUGGUAAAUAAUGUUAAAUUAUCAACCUUAAAGAGUUUAAAUGAUGGUCAAGGAGAGGAUUUACUUGAUGGUCAAGGUAUCAAAGAAAUUAUUGAGGAAAGAGAUGAGGAACUUUUGUUAGCGAAUAGAUAUAAAAAUCAAAUUUUAAAUGCUUUGGGUUAUCCUGCUAAUUCCACAGUGCCAAAUGGAGAAAAUUUGGCUAGUUUACUAGCUCGCCCAACCCAAACUCAAUUAGAUAACGCUAACGAUUGGAUUACUGAUUUAGAAAAAGGCUUUAAGGAAAUAUUAGAAAUAGACCCAACUGAUGCUUUACCUAACAAUUACACUGAUUUAGCCAAUUUAUAUAAAAACCAAAGCGGUAGUCAAACAAUUAAACAAUUAAAAACCCGAGCUGAUAACUUUGACCGUAUUCACACUAAACUCAACGGCAAAGUCAGUGAUAGCGAAUUACAAGCCUUAUUAGACACUAUCCCUACUUGCUCCCACACUGAUUACGACACUAUUAAAUCCGAAAGAGACACCUUAAAAACGGAAAAUACUCAACUAAAAGAGCAUCAAUGCGAUUGUGCUAGCCAAGUAGCCCAAAAAGAAACCCAAAUCAUCACCAAAAUCAUUACUGACCUGCAACUCUCCACCGAGAGAGAGAGAGAGAAUGUUUUAGAAGCGGUAAUUACUGAGAUUAAAAACAAAAUAACUCCACCCACUGAUAGUAGCAAAGACAAUAAGAUUAGCGAACUAGAAACCAAACUAGCUAACUUACAAGCUCCAAAAUCACUCAAUGAUUUACCCAUCAGUAAUGAAGUCAAAGCCGAAGUAAUCAAAAUCAGCCAAGACUUAGGCUUAACUGCUCAAUCUUGUGCCAAACUAGAAGACGCUACUUCUUACCGAGAACUAUCUAAUUUACAAAAAGAAGCUUUCCAAGCCAAGUUAAAUAGUGAAGUUGACAGCAAAAACACAGCCCGCACUAUGAACUACUGCUUCGGAGCGUUAAGUUUAGGUAGUUUAUUGUUAUUGGCUUGA
Molecule: messenger RNA, 2748 nt
Organism: Entrophospora sp. SA101
Lineage: Eukaryota; Fungi; Glomeromycota; Glomeromycetes; Entrophosporales; Entrophosporaceae
Source: the annotation of a GenBank genome assembly